UUUAUUAAUGCGAUUGCUCUCAAUGAUAGUAUGCUGUGGAGAACUCAAAACAAAUUUUAUCGUUUAAUUUAUUGACGCUUAUCGUUGCAAUUUUUGUUACUUAAGUCUCUCUCGUUAAUUUUUUAUUAGUAACACUACAAAAUAACGUUUAUUUAAAGGCUAGAUUUAUUUUUUCUUUAACUGUGCGUUAAUAUGGAGUGGUGUUUCAAUGACGCUGAGCGACCGUUAAAUAAAAUUAUUUAGUAGAUACAAACUGAAAUUGUUGUUGAUUUCAAAUUCAAAUGAACCACUUACUAAAUUUAACAUCAACAAUUUGAGAACUAGGGUGAUAUGGCUCAAGAUGUUUCUGAAAGUAAAGAUUAUGCAUCUUCAACAUUGGGCCAAAACCGAGACUCGAGAACGGGUAGUGGUCCCAGAUCGCUUUUUGUACGAAGAUCGGAAAAUGGAUUUGGUUUCACGCUGCGGCAUUUUAUCGUUUACCCGCCCGAGUCAUACCUGGUGUUGGCCGGAGACGAACGUUUGGGUUUGCGGCGAGGCGCUUGCGUCCGUCCCGAUGAGCCGAUGGACACAAUCUUCGUGAAACACAUACGAGAAAACGGUCCAGCUUGCGUUGCGGGUCUCAACACCGGCGAUCGUAUAAUCAGCGUUAACGGCGAAACUGUAGCUGGCAAACCUUACGCUCAUGUCGUGCAACUUAUCCAACAGACGCCAUGUUAUCUCCACUUGUUGGUGGUACCCAUGGAAAACGACAUCCUACAGUUGUACUUCAGUGAGACUGCCCACAAUCCGGAGACAAAUCAAAGGCCCGGUCGCCUGAAAACGGCUAUGACAUCGGGCAGUGAGUUACGUUUCCACCGUGGUCGUGACUCCAGUCCUAUUUACCAGAACGCCUGGGACCGAAGCGCGUCAAAGUCUUCGGCGGCCGCCCGGUUUGUUUCGCCCCAUCGAACGCCAAGUACCCGCAGAUCGUCCGCCGCCGAAUCCAGUGGCAGUUACCGUAACAAGGCCGCUCUGCUUAAUCCCAAAGGCCGGCACAGCAUGGACGUUGGCGUGGCGUGUCGCGAUGCGCUGCUCACGGCCGAGAGCCACCACCCGUAUGUAGGGCACGGAAGUUCCACGUCUGCGGUCACCGCGCCCGAUGAUUCCGUCCUCAUAUCCAGGUUGAAGAAGAGCCUCGAGCAAAAAGAAGAGUUCCUCAGACGGCCUGUCGUCCAAACACACCAGGCCAAAGAGUUCUAUUCGAGGCCUCAGAAGCUUGCGGCGCCUCAAUGGCCGCCAAACAGUCUGCAGCAAUCUCCCCCGCAGUCGGUACCAGCCGGCACUGGUCCUGUUCCAGAGAAGACGGCCGUCGCGACGACGUCGCCGUCUCCCGUCACGGCCACCGCAUCCAAACCCAAGGGCAAGCAGUUUGUAAAUAUCCUAGGCAAAAUUAGCGAGGAUGCAAAGAAGCCCACUGCCGGUAGUGUACCAGUAGAGGCGGCUGCGGAUCAUCUGAAACAGACCAAUUCGCAAGUGGUGUCCAUGAGGGCCAAACAAUUCGAAAGCGGAAAGAUCGAUGACAAAACGGACUUUUAUCGCAGCGAAUUGGCCAGACUGUCGUCUAAACAUAAUGUUCCUAAUGUCGCCGUGAGAAAAAUGGAGUACGAACAGAAACUAAGCUCGGACAAGAAGCAACAACAUGACAGUAAAGAAGAUGUGCUCAGCAGUUGCAGUUCGGACAAGUCUUGUGCCGCCGACACUGAGAUCGUCCCUUACCAUUCCGGUAACCUAAUCGUACCGAUCGGUAGCACUAAGAUCCACUGUGAACCGCCAAAGGAAUCCGAGUCCAGUAAAGAAGAAUCGCUGGUUUCUAAGGACGAGUCGUACCGCUUCAAACCGGUGGUACGCCAAGAUUCGUACCUGGCGGCAUGUAAAAAACCCACUAUAAUAGAGCGACGCAGCCAGAGGCCAGUGUCGGAAAAUGGCGACAACUUGGAAAAGAAAAACCACCGACGUUUUGUGCGGCCAACGCGACUUGAGCUGCCCAAGGAUAGGCCGGUCAAUUUCGCCUUACAGUCCAGUGGCUCCAGUCAAGUGUCAAUUGAUUCUUUGAACGAUAACGUCGAACAGCCAAAUCCGUCCGAAACAGCCACUGCCGCCGUCACGUUAAGGACUAAUUUGAUUGGCAUAAACGAUGAAGAACGCACCACCCGGAGGAUAUCCUAUUUGAAAGCCACGGCAUGGGGCGAUCGAAUGAGCGUCGACGACUUGACUACCACCGAGUCUGAAUCCGAACCUUCUCCUAUCGUUGUCACUCAACAAAAAGUGCAAAAAAAAUGGCGCGCACCGUUAUUUCCGGGAGAGAUCCAAAGGUUGCGGCGACUUUUCGAAGAUGCGGCCUCAAGUUCUGAUCGUGGUAAACUCGCCGGUAAAAAGAGCUGUCCUGGCCUUCAAGAUCUAGGCAAUUGUAGUGUGGUCAAAGAAGGAUCGCUACUGUGCAAAAUCAUUCAGAUCGAUGGAAAGAAAGCUGGUGACAGGUCGUGGAAACCCGUGUGGGCCGUGGUGCGCGGUCAAACGUUGUGCUUGUACAAAGAUAAACAGAGGGAAUCGUUGCCAAACAUUUCCGCUAUUGAAACUCCUGCCGUACUAGACAAAACAGAAGAUGUGAACAUGUCUUGCGACCGGAUUAACCUAAUGACGACCACCACAGCGGUGGCUCAGGACUAUGUUAAACGUAAACAUGUUAUGCGGUUAAACUCAAAUACCACGGAUGUUGGUUACACUGAAAUAUUGUUACAAGCCGAUGACACUUCGUCCAUGGUACGGUGGCUAAAAGCUUUACAAGAACAAGCUUUGGAAGUACCAUCUGCCCCUUCUGCAGAAGAAUGUGCAAGUGUUUCUCCUGGUAACACAAAGGGAAUUCGUAAAUUAGCAACAUUUAGAAAUCGUUCACCCACUGGUGAUUCUCCAAUCACAAAAACCCGUAAACCAGAUAGGAGUCCAAGUCAAAUACAACCACAGUCUCCAAAGUCUACUAAUACAUGGAAGAAUCGUAUGGCUAAACAGUUGAAAAAAAUUCAACAAGGUUCAGGUUCUCCAGUAUCUCCAGUUAUGCCAUCACUGCCUCCACCACCUGGCACCUCAAUUGGUAUCCCCCUCGAACUUUGUCCUCCUUCUACUCAAUCUGAGUUCGUACCAUUAAUUGUUGAAGUAUGUACAUCAAUAGUUGAAGAUAAAGGAUUAGACAUUGUUGGUAUAUAUAGGGUUCCUGGCAAUACUGCAGCUAUUACUUCUCUUACUGAAGCUGUUAACAAUGGUGGGAUGGAAACUCCUGAUAUGGCUCUCAAACUUUUACAGCGUGAUCCUCGUUGGACAGAUGUAAAUGUCAUAUCUAGUUUGUUAAAAUCCUUUUUUAGAAGGCUCCCUGAAGCUCUUCUAACCACUGAAAUGUAUCCACAUUUCAUAGAAGCUGAUAAAAUUGAUGAUCCUGUUCAACGCAUGGUUAAAUUACGUGAACUUAUUCACAAAUUACCUGAGCAUCAUUUUGAAACACUUAAGUACUUGUUAAUGCAUCUAAAGAAAGUUGUUCAACAUAGUGGAGUAAAUAAAAUGGAAGCCAGAAAUUUAGCCAUAGUUUUUGGUCCUACACUUGUACAUUCUGCUGACAACAAUAUGGUAACUAUGGUCACUGAUAUGAGUCACCAAUGUCGUAUUGUGGAAUCACUUAUAUUACAGGCCGAUUGGUGUUAUGGUAAUGGUGAUGUGGCAGAUCUAAAAGCAUCUAUACCAGAAAAUUGUGGUCAAGUUCCAGAAAUUGAACAAUCUGCGCCUAAUCAAAACCUUCUAGAUAAUAUUAACAAAGUGUCUGGAAACCAAUAUAGUACACCAUUCUUAGCUAAAGAUUUAGUAUCCAAUAUUGUAGCUGCAGCUAAUCGUAAGAUGCAUCGUGCCACUAGUAAGAACUCUAAUUUAUCUCGAAAAUCUCGUUCCAAUACCAAUACUGUAGUUCCUCUAAAUAACACAUCAUCAACUACUGAUGUUAAACAAGAAUUAAGUGAUAAAGAGAAGCUAAAUAGUUCUAAAGCUAGUUCAGAAACUGUGUCAACUACCAGUCUCAAUGAAUCAGAAGAUAGCCUUGAUCGACUUCAAACUAGUUAUCAUUCUUCAAUUUCAUCUACUAAUGUAGUUGAUGGAGGUGCUCCUAUUAAAUCUUAUGUUAACCUGAAUGAAACUACCCAAGAAAGAAUUCGAAAGUUUGAACAAGAAACCAAAGCAAUGUUACAAAGGGAAAUUAGUAGAGGUCAAAGAAGAAGAGAGUAUUUUGGAGUUAACGAACCAGUUGGACAACCAAGUCAAGCUUUAUUGCUCGCCAAAGACUACCCACCAAUUAUGGUUAAAGUGUCUAAGGGAACAUUAAAUAAUGGAAUUUCAUUUGAUCAAACAAAGAAUGAAAUUGAUUCAAAGAGUAAUCAAAAAAGGUUAAAAACAAGUAAUAACACUGCAGAUGAUUGGUCAUCAGAUUCUGUUAAUGAUGUUUCUAGAGUGUCAAAAGAGCGUCCUUCUAGUCAUGCAUCAGAUGAAGGAGGGGAUUUAUUGGUGAGUCUGACUUCAGCCUUUGACAAAAAACUGAAGUCACUUUCAGUACCAAAUGACACUGUUAGUUCUGUAGCCACUCCAGAAUCUGUUGAUAACAACCAAACCCAACAUAUUUCUAGUAAGUCUGAUGAAGAAAAGACAAUAGAUGCUCAACCAUACAGAGAUCCUAGUUUGCAUAGAUCAUUAGAAAGACACAGCCAACACAUUACUGAAAAACAUGAAAUUGAAAACUUAAAAGACUCAACUAGUGAAACAGUCAAAGAUUCUUCUCCACAACAUGAAAUACCAAACCAUUUUGAGUGCUUGCAAGAUUUUAAUGCAAAUUCUAAUGUGCGACUUCGCCGUUCAGAAUCAUUGAAGCAAAAAGAAAACCGCCCUGAAUAUGGAAAUCAUGUAAAAUUACGUCGGUGUGAAUCAUUAAACAAACAUGAAAGGUAUACUCAGAAGUAUACUAAAUUUGAAGUUAUGAUGUUGACAAAAAACGGUGAUGCGUCUAAGCAUCGUCGGUCCGAUUUGCUUACUAAGACGGAAAAGACCGAAAGUAAUAUGAAUAAACGAAAACAGGGCUUAUCUAGAAGAUGUAGUUCAUUACGUGAUAAAGAAGCUCGUCAAAAACGAAAAAAUGGUGUAACUGCCGAUCGAAGUAUUAAAAGAAGACAUACUGUUGGUGGUACUAAGGAUUUUGAUAAAAUCACUUGGUUGGACAAUAAAGAAAAAGAAGAAUUGGAAAAUAGCUGCAAAGAGCGUAGGACCAGCUCACCAGAUUUGAGCUGGGCACGUGUAGUGGGUGGCCUCAAAGAAAUGGGAAUACGACCCAGAAGUAUGGCUGACCCAAACUAUUUAUCCAAACUUUUAAACGUUCCACUUGAGUCGCAUGUCUGACAAUGAAUGUAUUUAAAAAAAUUUUUGAUCUCAUUUGUACAAUCGCUUAAAAGAAGUGCUCACGUUUUCCCUAACAGCCCUUAAAAAAUUGUGCUCAUUCUCAAUUUCCUCAUUUCUAAGUUGUUUUCAAUUAUUUCUACCCUUUCAUAUUGCUAAUAAAAACUUAGAAUUUUUUUUAUAUUAUUUUAGUUUUUCGACAAUGUUUUGUAUUUGUGAUGCUGUAAAUUAUAAAUUUGUUUAAAAAUAUAUAUUAUAUAAUUUAUAUAAUGGACAAUAUUUUUGGAGAGAAAAAAAAGGUGCAAUAAAAGUUUCUGACUACAUUUAUGUAGCAAUAUUGUAAAUUUAUAGAGUAAAAUGAUUUACUAUUAUAAUAUUAAAUGUAUUGUAUUUUGUUUUAUCACAUUAUUUUGUCACGUUACCACUGGCAUGUAACUAUGUUCAUUAAAGUAUUUUUUAUUUAAUUUUACACAAAAUCUAUCACAUUAUUAUUUAUUAUUUUUAUUAUUACAUAAGUUCACCAAUAAUUAUCACUAAAAGCAUAUAACUUUAUGUAUGUUUUUAAUAAUGUUUUCUUAAAGCAAAUACCACCUUUAUUGCAUUUGUAUAUAUGUCAUUAUUAUUAUUAUUAUUUAAUGGUAUACUGGUUGCUGUUUUUAUUUUAAAGAAUGGUGCGUUUAUGUUUUGUAAUAGAUCAUAUUUGUGUUUUGUUUUAUUUAACUGACUUUUCAUAUCUGUAAAGUGUUUUUAUUUUGUAUACAUAGGAAAUUAAAACAAUAAAUGUUGCAUAAUUAUUUGUAUUAAU
Messenger RNA from Daktulosphaira vitifoliae (grape phylloxera), 6259 nucleotides. It is a transcript of the gene RhoGAP19D, whose product is annotated as rho GTPase-activating protein 21. Gene Ontology annotation, molecular function: protein binding. NCBI's taxonomy places the organism in Eukaryota, Metazoa, Arthropoda, Insecta, Hemiptera, Phylloxeridae. The coding region runs from base 331 to 5457 and encodes 1708 amino acids. The transcript is spliced from 23 exons. Gene Ontology annotation, biological process: signal transduction. The record is from RefSeq and is a predicted model, not a curated record.